Chaetomium fimeti is the source of this 652-nucleotide messenger RNA. RefSeq lists its product as uncharacterized. The coding region runs from base 162 to 524 and encodes 120 amino acids. NCBI's taxonomy places the organism in Eukaryota, Fungi, Ascomycota, Sordariomycetes, Sordariales, Chaetomiaceae. The record is from RefSeq and is a predicted model, not a curated record. The transcript has a single exon.
CCAACGCCAAACAGCGGUUCCAUGGGCCCCAAGGCACAGCGAAUGACAUAUAUACCCCCUCUUGUUCGUCCCCGUCUUUUUUGGUAUGCGUGAGACUGUUGUCAACAGACUAGGGUAGCUUCGGCUACGACGUGAGCUGCAUUUCCCACCGGAACUGCAACAUGAAGCGGCACAGCGGGGAUUUGUCUUUCCUGCAUGUUGUGAUGCUAUGCUGGACCAGGACCUCCGCGGCCUCUCAGCGGACAUACCCACUCGUGUGUGCGUGCCUCUUGGAUGUCGUCGUGGUCAGCCUCGGCGGGAUCGGUGGGAUGGGAGAUGGCGAGCCUGUGGAACCACGGAGCAACGCCGAAAAUUCGAGGCGGCCAAUCCGCUCGGGGGCCGGGCCCCUGUCCACCAAUCGCCGUGGUGCUGGAACGUGGGUUCCGCUUUUCGCGCGUCCGCCCCCGGGUUUGGCGGAGAUUGAUUGCUUCGGGAGAAGGAGCGCUGAAGCCUCGUUCUCCAUCGUUACACACUCGCAUACCUGAGCAUGCGCAGUGGCGCGCAUGAAGGGUCGAACACUUGCUCUUGGCUAUUUUUUGCAGGUUUUUUUUUGUGGCCUUCUUUCCUUCGUGUCGUGUUCCAGGUUGCCUUCCAGGUUGCCAGGCUCGCCAGG